Messenger RNA from Caenorhabditis remanei, 1041 nucleotides. RefSeq lists its product as uncharacterized. Gene Ontology annotation, biological process: innate immune response. The transcript is spliced from 3 exons. Gene Ontology annotation, molecular function: protein binding. The record is from RefSeq and is a predicted model, not a curated record. The coding region runs from base 1 to 1041 and encodes 346 amino acids. Lineage: Eukaryota; Metazoa; Nematoda; Chromadorea; Rhabditida; Rhabditidae.
AUGGGUAGCUCGUUGUCUAUUGGAUCCAUUGAGCCACAGAUGAAUUUUGAGAUCAAAAACUUCGAAUUAGAGCAAAGAGUCGAUGAGUUGUAUCUCGAAAAGUCAGUAUCACCUUUGUCUCUGACCAAUAUGCCAGAUGUCGUGAUGAGUGAAAUUUUAGGAAAGUUGGAUAUCCGUUCAGUACAAAUCCUGAGGAAAGUGUGCCACAGUCUACGAAUUUUCAUCGAUGAUACGCGAAGAAAUGGAGAAAUCUCUAGUAUAAAACUCAUUUCGAAUCCUAACUCGAUUAAUGUAGUCUAUGAUGGAAAAUAUGAAGUAAUCUACCGAAAACAAGAAGUUGGAUGUCUAGUGGAGCACCAGAGAAGAGCAAAAUUAUUCAGGAAGGAGACAUGUUUUGAAAUGCUUUUGGGAGACUUAAAUCUGAUUUUGGGAGCUCAAAAAACUCUGCUGAAGAUGUUGGGAAUCUACUUGAGGGAACCAUCAACUCCGUUCCUUCCAUUUUGGAAGACGUUCCUAGAAUCGAUGCCCCGCCCACUUUCAGUAGAAACUCUCCAAAUAGAAGUGGGAAAGCAAUCGGAAGUUAUGGAUGUUUUGCCAUAUUUGGAGUACAAGAAGCUCAAAAAUAUUCGAAUUUAUGCUUCGAGUGGGAGAAAUGAAAUGAUGGAAAUUAAUAGAAUCGUAGAAUUAGAUCAGUGGAAAAUGGCUGAAAAAGUGACACUCGAAAGAUGGAUUCAUAGAAAACAUUUUGUUGAUUUUGGGCAUUUGAAGGAGGUUUUACUCUCGACGUAUAAGAUCAAUUCUGAAGAAUUGAUAGAACUAAAAGAGAUGUUCCUCAACUCGUCGACUCUCCAACAAUUCCUCUUCCCAUACCUUGAUCUACACGAUGAUCAAAACUUUCUUCACAAGAAGAAUCGAUAUUUUCGAAUGAAGAACUCAGAUUCAGAUGUUCUGAAUGUUCGACAUAUUCCAACGAACAAGAUUAUCAAUUUCAAUCGAUUGAAAAUUUCUGAAGUUCCGAAAGAUAAAAUUAUUGAAUUCUGA